This is a messenger RNA of Daktulosphaira vitifoliae (grape phylloxera), 1240 nucleotides long. RefSeq lists its product as uncharacterized. The transcript has 5 exons. The record is from RefSeq and is a predicted model, not a curated record. NCBI's taxonomy places the organism in Eukaryota, Metazoa, Arthropoda, Insecta, Hemiptera, Phylloxeridae. The coding region runs from base 16 to 1116 and encodes 366 amino acids.
UUUAAUUAAAUAAAAAUGCAAUCAAUUAUAAAUAUUAAAAUAUAUAUCUUAAUUUUUACUAUGAUCUCGUACUUCGAAGUAUUGUGCAUCAAAAAACAUAAUAUUCAUUUAUUAGAGUAUUUGUUAAGUCAUGAUGGAUGGAAAAAUUUGGAUGAUGUAAAAUAUGUCAAAUACAGAAAAAAUAACUUUACUUUAGAAGAUGUAAUAAAACAACCUAUAUUAAAUUCAGAAUAUAAUAGACGAAUACACAUUACAAAAAUAUUUCUUGGGUGUUCUUACGUCAAUGUUUUAGUGACAAUUUUAUUUACUUUGGACAAUUUUCUUAAUCAUUGUAGAUUUAUUGGGAUUCAAGAAAAUCCUCAUGAAUAUGUAUACUAUUGUACCAAUGAACUUAUAUAUAUUAUACGAAGAAUAAUUUGGAUGACGAACCUUAUGCAAGGCGCAUUGGAUAGUAUUGAAAAAUAUCACGGGAGUCUGUGGGGAACAAACUUGUGUAACAAUUAUAUUUUAAAUACGGUAAUAACAAAUUUAAGAAAUUAUGUACCUUUAAAAAAAAUAUUGAUUCCCAAAAUUAAUCCAAUAAUUACUCAACAAACAUUAUCGGCCAUUAAAGAGUUUUUUUUUAAAAGAAAUAGAGAACUAAAAAAAGAUUUAAGUAAAUGCAAUCUAAAGUCUACAGAUUUGACAGUACUAUGGAAAAGUUGGAAUGAAGAAUUUGAUGAAACACUAUCUGUAGGAAAAAAACCAAAGUUCUACGAUUUUCUAAGCACAAAAAUUAACUAUAUAGCUCAGCAAACUAUUCAAGAGAAGUACUUAAAUCUAGGUUUUAUCUACAAUGAGGAAACUCAAGAGACAACUGUACCAACUCUUCCAGUAAAUUUCGAACAUAGUCAACAUGUUGACAUUAUAACGAAUGAAUCAGACUCAAAAUUGCCAGAGGAAAAUAAUGAAAAAGAAAUUUCGAAAAAUCCUAAAAGCGAUGCAUCAAUUGUAAGUCAACAUAUUGACUUCACAAUUAAUAAAUCAGAUGUAGAAGUUAAUCCUGAAGUUGAAGAUGGUUCACCUCAACUUUUAAUAAUCCCUGAUCAUUUGAAACAAAUUAACAUGUAUCUUUGAAUUUAGCACUACUUUACUAAGUUUUAUUACAAAGAAUAUUACAGUUAUACUAAUAAAUAUAUUAUAACAUUAAAAUUAACAAUCCUAUAUUUCAUAAAAUAUCUUCAUUAAUACAAUAGAGCAA